AUGAAAGACUUCGUUACAAAGAAGAGAGCUGUAAGUAUUGACUUGACUAACCAUGUUCAUCAUUGCAAUGCUAUUGCUACCAGGUCUCUAGUACAGAAGAAUGAGGAUCCGGGUGCAUUCACCAUACCAUGCACUAUCGAAUCAAUCAAAUUUGGAAAAGCCUUGUGUGAUUUAAGGGCCUGUAUAAACUUGAUGCCAUUGGCCAUCUACAAGCAACUAGGAUUAGGAGUUCCAAAACCCAUAACCAUGAGGUUGAUGAUGGCAGAUAGGUCAGUGAAGCGACCUGUGGGCAUCCUAUGUGAUGUGCUCGUAAAGGUGGACACGUUCAUCUUUCCGGCAGACUUCGUGAUCUUAGACUGCGAAGUGGAUUUUGAGGUUCCCAUUAUUUUGGAAAGACCAUUUCUGGCCACUAGACGAGCAUUGGCAGAUGUUUAG
Solanum stenotomum is the source of this 435-nucleotide messenger RNA. RefSeq lists its product as uncharacterized. The record is from RefSeq and is a predicted model, not a curated record. NCBI's taxonomy places the organism in Eukaryota, Viridiplantae, Streptophyta, Magnoliopsida, Solanales, Solanaceae. The transcript has a single exon. Bases 1 to 435 code for a protein of 144 amino acids.